GCAAGUUGGACAAAUGCAAGUAAAAAACAACAUGAAAAGCUACUUGAGCUGAUACGUCGUGUUGCAGAGGACGAUAAAGAUGGUGUGAUGGCAGACAAAGUGUUGAACCUUCUUUGGAAUCUCGCCCAUAGAGAUGAUGUGCCUGUAGACAUCAUGGAACUAGCUCUUAGUGCCCACAUAAAAAUACUAGAUUAUAGUUGUUCCCAGGAUCGAGACACACAGAAGAUCCAGUGGAUAGAUCAUUUUAUAGAAGAACUUCACACAAAUGAUAAGUGGGUAAUUCCUGCACUGAAACAAAUAAGAGAAAUUGGUAGUUUAUUUGAUGAAGCACCUCAAAACUUAAGUCAGACUCAGCGAAGUGCCCAUGUAUUCUAUCGUCAUGAUUUAAUCAAUCAACUUCAGCAUAAUCAUUCCUUAGUUACUAUGGUCGCAGAAAACCUUGCAACUUAUAUGAAUACCACACAGCUAUAUGCUAGAGAUAUCAUACAGUAUUUUUUGUACAUCUGUACCUCCUCCAUAUUACACCAAAAUUAUAAGACAAACAUACAAGUGGUGAUUCAGAGUAAUGAUGACAUAGCCAGCAGAGCUAUAGAUCUCCUUAAAGAGAUAUAUACAAACCUUGGCCCCAGGUUACAAGUCAAUUAGGUGAUUAUCCAUGAAGACUUCAUUCAAUCUUGCUUUGACUGGUUGAACGCCUCAUAUGAUACAUUGUGUGUUUUGGAUGGUGAUAAAGACAGUGUUAAUUGUGCAAGACAGGAAACCAUUCGAAUGGUUCGAGUUUUAAAUGUUUUAAAGGAAUACAUAAAUGAAUGUGAUAGUGAUUAUCAUGAGGAAAGAACAGUUCUACCUAUGUCAAGAGCAUUUUGUGGUAAACACUUAUCUCUCAUUGUUCGAUUUCCAAACCAUGGUAGACAGAUCGAUGACAUGGACAUAUGGUCUCAUACAAAUGAUACAGUUGGUUCAGUCCGACGAUGUAUUCUCAAUCAUAUAAAAGCAAAUGUAGCCCACACUAAAAUUGAACUUUUUGUGUGUGGUGAGCUGAUAGAUUCUGAAGAUGACAGAAAGCUAAUUGGACAAUUAAACUUAAAAGAUAAAUCAGUUAUUUCAGCCAAACUCACACAAGUAAGUUCCAGUAUGACCUCAAGCCCUGAUAGUUCUGAUUCCUCAGCUGAAUCUACUGGAAACCGCUGUAAUCAUUACAGUGAUAGUCCCAAUCCAGAAGUGGAAAGUUGUUUGCCUGGAGUGAUCAUGUCACAGCAUCCCAGAUACGUCUCUUUUCUUUGGCAAGUUGCAGACUUGGGUAGCAGUCUUAAAAUGCCACCACUUAGAACUGGAGCAAGAGUACUUAUGAAACUUAUGCCACCAGAUAGCAAAACAAUAGAAAAAUUAUGAGCCAUUUGUUUGGACCAUGCAAAACCUGAAGAAAAUAACCUUGGACCAUCUCUUGAUUCACUUUUCUUUGGUCCAUCUGCCUCCCGAGUGCUAUACCUAACAGAGGUAAUUUAUGUGUUAUUAAUGCCUGCUGGUGCAUCUUUGGGAGAUGAUUCCGCUGAUUUUCAGUUUCACUUCUUGAAAAGUGGUGGCUUAUCCAUUGUAUUGAAUAUGCUAACAACAAAUAACUUCCUGCCAAAUACAGAUAUAGAAACUCGAAGGUGUGUUUACCUCAAUGGCCUUAAAAUUGCUAAACUAUUCUUAACUGUCAUAGGCUAUGGUCUUGUUUGAUCUGUAGCAGAAGCUUGUCAACAAACAGUUGUAGAUGGUACAGAUCCCCUGACACUGAUUAACCAGGUUAUUCGCAAUCAAGCAGAGGUGCUACAAAAUGCCCUUCAGAGCAUCCCUAAUCCAUCAUCUGAGUGCAUGCUUAGAAAUGUAUCAAUACAUCUUGCUCAGCAAAUAUCUGAUGAGGUUACUUGUGAAACACUUACUGAGUGGGAAUAUCUACCACCUGUUGGCCCUCGCCCACCAAAAGGAUUUGUGGGCCUCAAAAAUGCUGGGGCUACUUGUUACAUGAAUUCUGUGAUCCAGCAUCUAUACAUGAUUCCUUCCAUCAAUGCAAGUGUUCUUGCAAUUGAAGGCACAGAUAGUGGUAUAGAUGAUAAUAUGUUCAGUGAUGAAAAGCAGGACAUUGAGAGUAAUGUUGAUCCCCGAGAUGAUGUAUUUGGAUAUCCUCAUCAAUUUGAAUACAAAGCAGCAUUAAGUAAAACAGAAGACAGGAAAGAGUACAAUAUUGGUGUCCUAAGACACCUUCAGGUCAUCUUUGGUCAUUUAGCUGCUUCCCAACUACAAUACUAUGUGCCCAGAGGAUUUUGGAAACAGUUCAGGCUUUAGGGUGAACCUGUUAAUCUGCAUCAACAACAUGAUGCCUUAGAAUUUUUUAAUUCUUUAGUGGAUAGUUUAGAUGAAGCUUUAAAAGCUGUAGGACAUCCAGUUAUGUUAAGUCAAGUCCUUGGAGGUUCUUUUGCUGAUCAGAAGAUUUGCCAAGGCUGCCCACAUAGAUACGAGUGUGAAGAGUCUUUUACAAUUCUGAAUGUAGAUAUUAGAAAUCACCAAAACCUUCUUGAUUCUUUGGAACAGUAUAUCAAAUGUGAUUUAUUGGAAGGUGCAAAUGCUUAUCAUUGUGAAAAAUGUGAUAAAAAGUUAUUCUCUGAAUAUCUCCUGGAGUGUCCUAGUGCAGAAGUGAGGGGUGCCUUUGCAAAACUUAUCGUAUUUCUUGCACAUUUUUCUUUGCAAGACGGGCCUUGUUCUUCAUCUUUUUCAUUUCCAGGACCUUCAAGUAAGGCCUGUGAUAACAUAAGCUUGAGUGAUCACUUAUUAAGAGCAGUAUUAAAUCUCCUGAGAAGGGAAGUUUCAGAGCAUGGCCAUCAUUUACAGCAGUAUUUCAAUCUGUUUGUAAUGUAUGCAAAUUUAGGAAUGGCAGAAAAGACACAGCUUCUGAAAUUGAGUGUACCUGCUACCUUUAUGCUUGUGUCUUUAGAUGAAGGACCAGGCCCUCCAAUCAAGUAAUAGUAUGCUGAGUUAGGGAAGUUAUACUCAGUAGUGUCUCAGCUGAUCCGCUGUUGCAAUGUCUUGAUAAUGCAGUCUUCGAUCAAUGGUAAUCCCCCUCUUCCCAAUCCAUUUGGUGACCCUAAUUUAUCACAGCCUAUAAUGCCAAUUCAGCAGAAUGUGGCUGACAUUUUAUUUGGGAGAACAAGUUAUGUGAAGAAAAUUAUUGAAGACUGCAGUAACUCAGAUGAGACCAUCAAAUUCCUUCGUUUUUGCUGCUGGGAGAAUCCUCAGUUCUCAUCCACUGUCCUCAGUGAACUCCUCUGGCAGGUUGCAUAUUCAUAUACCUAUGAACUUUGGCCAUAUUUGGAUCUACUUUUGCAGAUUUUAUUGAUUGAGGAUUCCUGGCAGACUCACAGAAUUCAUAGCACACUUAAAGGAAUUCCAGAUGAUAGAGAUGGUUUGUUUGAUACAAUCCAACGCUCUAAGAAUCACUAUCAAAAAAGAGCAUACCAAUGUAUAAAAUGUAUGGUAGCUCUCUUUAACAGUUGUCCUGUUGGUUAUCAAAUACUACAGAAUAAUGGAGAUCUUAAAAGAAAGUGGACUUGGGCAGUGGAAUGGCUUGGAGAUGAACUUGAAAGAAGACCAUACACUGGCAAUACUCAAUACACUUAUAAUAAUUGGUCUCCAGUACAAAGCAAUGAGACAUCAAAUGGUUAUUUCCUAGAGAGAUCACAUAGUGCUAGAAUGACACUUGCAAAAGCUUGUGAACUAUGUGCAGAAGAGGAGCCAGAUGACCAAGAUGCCACAGAUGAGCAUGAGUCAUCUCUACCAGAUGUCCCAUUACAUGCUCAUUCAUCUGGAUCUCACUAUCCACAGAAUAAUCAUGUGCAUGGAGAGCCAUAUACAGGGCCAGCAGCAUAUCACUUGAACAACCAUCAGAAAAGUGGCCAAAGAGCACAAGUAAACGAUGAAGGCAAUGAAGAAGUAUCCUCAUUACAAAUGCGGGAUCAAUGA
This is a messenger RNA of Molossus molossus (Pallas's mastiff bat), 3999 nucleotides long. Its product is annotated as probable ubiquitin carboxyl-terminal hydrolase FAF-X. Gene Ontology annotation, cellular component: nucleus; cytosol. Gene Ontology annotation, molecular function: cysteine-type endopeptidase activity; cysteine-type deubiquitinase activity. Lineage: Eukaryota; Metazoa; Chordata; Mammalia; Chiroptera; Molossidae. Gene Ontology annotation, biological process: cell migration; protein deubiquitination. The record is from RefSeq and is a predicted model, not a curated record.